AUGCAGACGCAAGCAGGUUUCGCCGUCCGCUUUAAUUUUGCUUGCCUUACUCCACACGCUAACCGGCGCCGAAACCCUAGAAUUUCUUCGUAUGUCGCCGGAAGGAAUUUCCGCUGUACUUCGGCUUUGAAAUGUCAGGGGAUUGGACAGCGACUGAGCUAUGGAAAUGGAGCGGCGGCGGAGGAGGAGGAGGAGAGGAUUAAAUCGGUCGGAGAGAAGGAUGUCGACGUGGCUACGGUCGGAAACCUCUGCGUAGACAUUGUGCUCAAUGUUCCGAAGCUUCCGCCGAAAGCCAUGGCUGAACGGAAAGCUUACAUGGAAGAAUUGGCGAAGUCUUCUCCUGAUAAGGAAUUCUGGGAAGCAGGCGGUAACUGCAACGUCGCCAUAGCAGCAGCUAGGUUAGGGCUUAAUCUGGUGACAAUCGGCCACGUCGGCGACGAGAUCUACGGCCGAUUCCUCUUGGAUGUACUUCGCGACGAAGGAAUCGCCAUGGCUGAAAUGGACGAUCCAAAUGCAGUCGACGAAACUUCAUCGACACAAUACGAGACGCUUCUGUGCUGGGUGUUGGUCGAUCCUCAGCAAAGGCAUGGCUUCUGCAGCCGCGCAGAUUUCAGCAACUCCCCUGCAUUCUGGUGGAUGCAGACGCUCUCCGAGGAGACGAAGAAGGCUAUAAGGAGGUCGAAGAUCCUCUUCUGCAACGGCUACGGAUUCGACGAGCUUUCCCCGCGCCUACUCACGUCUGUUUUAGAUUGCGCCAUUGAAGAGGGAACAGCAAUCUUCUUCGACCCCGGACCACGAGGGAAGUCUUUGAUCAACGGCAGUGCCGACGAGCAAAUCGCCUUCGACCGGUACUUGAGGAUGAGCGAUGUCCUUCUGUUAACUUCUGAAGAGGCGGAGCAGCUGACGGGUAUAGAAGACCCGAUACUCGCCGCAAAAGAGCUCCUCCGGGAAGGGACACGAACGGAGUGGGUGAUCAUAAAAAUGGGGUCGCGGGGGUCGAUUCUCGUCGCCCCCACGAGUAUAUCCUGCGCCCCGGCGUUCAACGUGGACGUCAUCGACACUGUCGGCUGCGGAGACAGUUUCGUGGCCGCUGUUGCAUUCGGUUAUAUACACGAAAUGCCGUCCGUCUCUACACUAACAAUUGCCAAUGCAGUGGGCGCCGCAACUGCCUUAGGUUGCGGGGCCGGGAGAAACGUCGCAAAUCUGAAGCGGGUCGUGGAACUUCUAGGAGAGUCGAGCCUAAACGAAGACGACGGAUUUUGGGAGCCACUGCUAAAGAAGCAUCCGGAGAAUGAAAUCACACUGCUCACACAAAAUUCUUUGAAGAAAUCGUCAUGCGAAAUUCUAACCGUGCUAGAACCCGUAAGGGCCGAGGAUGUCGGGACCUGCAACGAAUAA
Molecule: messenger RNA, 1398 nt
Organism: Andrographis paniculata
Lineage: Eukaryota; Viridiplantae; Streptophyta; Magnoliopsida; Lamiales; Acanthaceae
Product: fructokinase-1-like
Exons: 4
Coding region: 1-1398 (465 amino acids)
Source: RefSeq, a predicted model, not a curated record